CGUACGGGUACGCGCCGCCGCUACCAGGACGAUGGAAUCUCAGAUGAUGAAAUUGAAGGGAAGCGAAUGUUCGACCUGGAUGAAAAGUUGAAGUGCGUCAGGUUUAGCUCUGACUUGAUCAAGCACAUGGAGGGUAAAGAUUUCACAUUUGAAUACAUCCAAAGAGAAGGUCUCCGGGACCCCAUUAUCUUUGAGACAGGUGAUGGCCUUGGCAUACAAAUGCCAGACCCUGAUUUCAGUGUGAGUGAUGUCAAGUUGUUUGUCGGUAGUCGACGCAUUGUAGACGUGAUGGACGUGAACACGCAGAAGGGAAUCGAGAUGUCAAUGGCUCAGUGGCGACGCUACUAUGAGACGCCACCAUCAGAAAGAGAAAAACUCUACAAUGUAAUCAGCCUGGAGUUCAGCCACACCAGGCUGGAGAAUCUGGUCAAAAGACCUGCUUCGGUUGACCUUAUUGACUGGGUGGACAACAUGUGGCCCCGCCAUCUCAAGGAAAGACAGAGAGACUCCACUAAUGCCAUCAUAGACAUGCAUUAUCCCAAAGUGCAGAAGUACUGUCUCAUGAGUGUGCAGGGCUGCUUCACAGAUUUCCACAUAGACUUUGGAGGCACUUCAGUCUGGUACCACAUCCUGCGAGGAGGAAAGGUGUUCUGGCUGAUUCCACCCACGCCGCAGAACCUGGAGAUGUAUGAGAACUGGGUUUUAUCAGGAAAACAGGGAGACAUCUUCUUGGGGGACAAGUGUCACGACUGUCAGAGGAUACAGCUCAAGCAGGGCAACACCUUCAUCAUCCCAUCAGGGUGGAUCCAUGCCGUGUACACCCCAGAGGACACGUUGGUGUUUGGGGGGAAUUUCCUCCACAGCUUUAACAUCCCCAUGCAGCUCAACAUCUACAGCAUUGAGGAUCGCACACGGGUGCCACCAAAGUUCCGCUACCCGUUCUACUACGAGAUGUGCUGGUAUGUCCUGGAGCGAUACCUCUACUGUCUAACCAACAUCUCCCACCUCACUCCUGAGUUCCAAAAAUACUCACUAGGCAUAGGACUGACCCAGGCUGACCUUGAGACCAGUAACCCCACUGGGAAUGGCACGUCCAAUGGAGUUGAGCGUGAAACUGAAACCGAGACGGUCAACUUCAAGGAAGAAGAAGUCAAAGAAGAAGAGGCGGCUCAAGUUUUCACACCUCGGCAUGUGCUGACUACCUUUGAGCUGGAGGGACUGCGUAACCUCUUAGGGAAGCUGGAGGAAUUGCCAUCCCACAAAAAGUGUGUCCCUGCUGGCAUCAGGAAUGCCACAGCCCUGCUCGACGACAUGAGGGCUGUUCUGGAGGCACAUGCCAAUGAUAACCCCAAGCUGGCGUACACUGGAGAGCCUAUUGUCAAGUGGCCCGAAAGGCCAGCAUGGUACCAGCCCCCAACUCCCCCUCCCCCCGUCAUGUCCCGUCCUCGCUUGGCCCCCACCCUCCACAAGUCUCAUGGACAGAGGUCCACCACACGCUCCUCCACUGCCUUGCCGAACACUGCUCGAUGUGCUAUAUGUGGAGAAGGGGAAUCAGAUGAAUCAAAUCCGAGCACUCACUCACUCAUGGAGUGCUCUGUCUGCUCACAGAUUGCCCAUCGUCAGUGCAUUAAGGAACCCGGUGAGGGGAAGAUCAAUAAGGAUUUGCCCAGCUGCUGGGAAUGUCCCAAAUGCUACCAAGGCAAAAGCUCAGCAUCAGAGUCUUCCAGUGAUGAAGAAAGUGAAGAGUCAGAGGGCUCAACCUCCUUGCCACCGUCCAAACUUGCGUACCGGGAAGGCAUCGGUGUAGGUGAAGGGGCGAAAAGGGGGAGACGUAGCAGACCCCCGUCCAGACCCACAGCACCACCACCUUCUCAGAAACUGCUACUGCAGCAUCAGCAAAACCGCAAGAGAGCAAGUGCACUGGAGCACAGACUUAAAAAGAGGAUAAAACUGGAGCGCAGCAAAAUCCUAACGAAACAAUCUCUAGAUCGUUCUCCCAGGCUGCUGAGCUCCAGGGUGCUGUCCCGGCUGCGCUCUCCCACCAGCAGAUUAUCUCAGGGCAGAGGCCGAAGCUCCACCUGGGCGAGUGGCUCCUCUUACCACAGCGCUCCAGGAGGGACGGGGUCCUUCCAGCAACAGCAGUCUUCCCUCGGUCUGGUACUUGAGUCCAAGGGAGAGCCCCGCAGAGGGAGGGGGAGAGGGGUGAGGCUGCGGGGAGGAGGAGCAGGAAGAGGAAUCAGAAGUGGUAGAAGCCAUGGAGAGUUGGAGGAGGAGGACGACGAGGAGGAGGAGGAGGACGAGGAGAGCGAGGACAGCAGCAGCAGCAGCAGCACAAACAGCAGCAGCAGCGACGAGGAAGAGGAGAGAGGGCAGAACAGUGGGAGGGGAUUGGAUAAAGAGAACCAGCCGCAGUCGAGACGAGGAGGACGCGCAGCCAAAGAAAGAGAAGAGGAAGGUAGUGAGGUGGCCAACCAAAACGGUGCAGAGGAGGAUGACGUGGAGGAAAUGGAGCAGGACAGUCAAAUGGGGGGUAAAGAUGGCUCAUAUCUUAAAGUGACACUCCAAAAACCAACCAGAGCUAAGCGGGACCCAUCAGCAAUUGUCCCCAAAUUAGAGGCUGUUGCCCCUCCAACCGCCACUUCAGCAAUACACAACCAGACCAGAGCCCUCGUCAGACCCCCCAUUAGAAAUCGCGGACCCUGUCCUGAUCAACACUCCAAUAGACACACACCACCACACACUCGCAGUGGACACACAGACACUCGUACCUCCCACCCAGAGAGGCCAGAGGCCUCUAAAAGAACAAAGCCGAGCAGGUCGGCUAAACUGAGCAAUGGCGCCUCUUGUUCUUCAACCUCUGAGCUUGCUCAUCUCCGCAUCCCUCUGUCCGCCCUGCAGGAAGGAGGGAGCGAGGCAGACAGGGAGAAUGGAGGAAGCGGGCCGGGCUGUGAGAGGGAGGUGUGGGUGUCCGUCUUUCGCUACUUAAGUCGAGCAGAUCUCUGCGUCUGCAUGGCUGUCUGCAAGAACUGGUACAAAUGGUGUUUAGACAAGCGGCUUUGGGCACGGAUCGACCUUAGCAUCAAACGCACUGUUACUCCUCAGGCCCUAACAGGCAUCAUAAAGAGACAACCGGUCACACUCGACCUCUCUUGGACCAACAUCUCUAAAAAGCAGCUGAACUGGCUUGUUGGCCGCCUGCCUGGGCUGAAGGAUCUGAUGCUGGCAGGUUGUUCCUGGUCAUCUAUUUCAGCUCUCUGCUCUUCUAGUUGCCCUCUCCUCCGUUCUCUGGACCUGCGGUAUGCAGAUGGGGUCAAAGACUCUCAAAUCAGGGAUCUAGUCACCCCUCCAGGCUGUGACAAUCGCAGUCAGUUGCGGACCAUGCAGUGUUUGCGACUAGCAGGCCUGGACAUCAGUGACUCCACUCUGCGCCUAGUGAUCCGCCACAUGCCCCAUUUAACAAAACUGGACCUCUCCCACUGCAACAGUCUCACCGACCACUCCAUCAACCUGCUGACUGCAGUGGGCUCAUCCACCCGAAACACGCUCACAGAACUCAACCUGACAGGCUGCAGUAAACUGACAGACGCGUGUCUAAAGUAUCUCCGGCGCCUCUCUUGCAUCUCACUGCUCGACCUGCGAAGCUGCAAAGGUGUCACCCGCAAGGGCUGCGAGGACUUCAUUUCUGAGCUGUCCGUCAACACGCUCUACUGCCUAUCAGAUGAAAAACUGAUCCAGAGGAUAUCCUAAGCACCCGCCUCCUCUGACUGCACAGGGGAUUUGAGGUGCGAAGGCAAGAGAACAGAUCCUGAUGUGAAUCUGUGUGACACAAGGGACACAGACAGGCAGGGAAGUUCACGUGCACCUGUAUCACGUAAAAAAGGAGGGGUGGGGUCUAAACUGGGAGUGCUUUACUCACUUAAAUGGUGUUGGUGAAAGGGGUUGUCACAGCUGGAACAAUUUUUGUUUUCAACGUUAUAUACAUUUUAUUUCCAGUGUACCUAAAGAGAGACUCAGGAGCUUUUUUUUUUCUGUUGUUCUUUUGGGAAUUAAUGUUGUGUGGAAAAAGCAAAAUGACUUUUUUUUUUUGAAUUGCCAGGAGUGGGAGGAUAUGGGCAAUUUAUUAGCUGUAUUAAACUACACAUCCUUUGGAUAAGCAAGUGCUCAGCCCUUCUUUGGACGGACGCCAGGCUUGACUCCCAUCCUGCCGAGAGAGAGAGAGAGAGAGAGAGAGAGAGAGAUAAGCAAAGACUUGUGAGUUUCAUCCUUGGGGUAUAACUGCAUUGUUCUGUUUGGCUGAUCCCCAUUAAGUCUUAUUUAUCAUCCGACUAAUUUUAACUCAUUUUUCAGCUCAGUUUGGCUGCUGCAAAUAGAUGGCUAUUUUUUGUCAGAUUCAAGAGAGCAAACGUUGUUUGAUGACUUACGCUUUAUGCACAUCUAUGCUUUGAGAUUUUUUUUUUUUUUUUUUUUAAGACUACUAAAGGUGACGUAUCUUUCACAUUAUGACUUAUAAAGUGAGUGACUGGAAUGGCCUGUGUUUACCAGACGUAUGUUCAGCUCAAUAAGGCACUUGGGGGCAACAGUAAUCCAGUGGUGUACUUGAUGGGUAUACAUGGACAGUGAGUGAGUGAGUGGGUGUAGGUGUGGAGGUAUAAAAGGGUAAAAAAAAGACAGUGUGAGAAGGCAAUCGACAUGGCAACAAGACCUCACCCCAACAGUGGGCAGGUUGCAUUAAGUGUACGGGGUCAGCCAAGGGUUAGGUGUCAGAUAAAUGGUGCAUCUAAAAACAACUGUUAGACUUCAGGUGCUAUUAUUUCCAAACUCCUUUUAUUUUGUUUUUGUACAGAGACAUUUAGAGCAAAAAUGUUAAUAUUCUAGAUGAAACUUCUCCCUGCCCCCUCUUUGAUAAACAGAAUUUCAUGACCUUGUCCAAUUCAAUGUAGAGAAAUAUGAUUUUGUUUGGGAGGGGUUGCUCCUUUCUUUGUUCCCCUUAAAAGUGUAGUGGUUCUGUGUCACAGGUCUCCUCCCAGACCGCUCUCCUGGCCAUAACCCUUCAAAUGAAUAUAAGUAUAUAUAUAUAUAUAUAUAUAUAUACUUUUGUGUAAAUGUGUUUUCCUCUUUUCGAGUAUCAAAAUGGGAAUCCUGUAGCAUUGUAAUUAUUUUCAGAAGCCUUUUUCACUUUAUGUUAUUUGUGUUAUUUUUCAAGAAAAAUAAAAAAAUAUCAACAAUA
Molecule: messenger RNA, 5227 nt
Organism: Morone saxatilis (striped sea-bass)
Lineage: Eukaryota; Metazoa; Chordata; Actinopteri; Moronidae
Gene: kdm2ab
Product: lysine (K)-specific demethylase 2Ab
Biological process (GO): protein demethylation; regulation of transcription by RNA polymerase II
Molecular function (GO): histone demethylase activity; transcription coregulator activity; zinc ion binding
Source: RefSeq, a predicted model, not a curated record